Messenger RNA from Drosophila innubila, 3587 nucleotides. RefSeq names its product BTB/POZ domain-containing protein 17 (gene Tango10). The record is from RefSeq and is a predicted model, not a curated record. NCBI's taxonomy places the organism in Eukaryota, Metazoa, Arthropoda, Insecta, Diptera, Drosophilidae. The transcript is spliced from 4 exons. Gene Ontology annotation, molecular function: protein binding. Bases 219 to 1922 code for a protein of 567 amino acids.
CAGCGCACACACAAACGCAAUUUGUUGUUUUCCAUUUGCAGGAAAUAAAUGUUAACUGAUGUUAACAUGUUGGGCAUGUCCUCCGUAGCUCGUGCACGAGUGAUGCAGUAGUAGGCAUAGACAGAGCUGCCAGAUCAAUUCAUUUGGAGUUGAACAGUGUGACAGGUGAUUUGUUCAGCUAUAUAGACGUUGACUGCAAGCGCGUGCAAAGUUUUUUUAUGAACGCAAACAGUAACGGUGGUGCAGCUGCCUCUGCUGGAGCUGGUGGUGGUGGUGCAGCUGGUGUUGGUGCUGGCGGUGCUGCAGCUUGCGGUGGUGCUGCUGCUGGUGGUGGCGGCCCUGGCCCAGGUCCUGGAGGCGGUGGUGGAGGUGCAGGUGAUGCUGGCGCUGGCGCUGGCACCAGUAACAGUAACAAUAACAGUGCAACAAACGGCGCCAAUGAUGACCAGGACGCCAAGCGGCGCAAGUGCUUGGAAACAGACGAAGCCCAGGAUGGCGCUAGCACCAUGAUUGAUGCAAACAGUGUGCUCAAUAAGAUUGCACAUCUCUAUGCGGAUCAGUUGAUGUCGGACAUUGUGCUGCUGGUGGAUGGGAAAGAGUAUCCGGCACAUCGAGUCAUACUAUGCGCCAGCAGCGAUGUCUUUCAAGUAAUGCUCAUGAAUCCGCAGUGGAACGAGAGCAGCAAGCACGUGAUUGAGCUUCACGAGGAAGCCUGCUGCUCGGCGGUGUUUCCACAGUUUAUUAAAUACUUGUAUGUGGGCCACAUUGAGGUCACACUGCAGACGGUGAUGCCAAUGCUGGCAUUGUCCGACAAAUACAAUGUGCGGGAUCUCAUCGAACUGUGUGUGGGAUAUAUGAUGAAGCAUGUGGCCAAAGCGGCGACCAGUGGAUAUCUGGUGUCUUGGCUACAAUAUACGCUGUCGUUUACGCCCACACAUAAUGAUCUCACUGAGACGCUGAAGCGUUUUCUUAAAUGGAACCUGGGAAUGGUGGCCGACUCAAAGGAUUUUGUGGAUAUGGAUCCGGCCAUAUUGCAGCUGCUACUUCAGCAGAACGACCUUGUUAUCACCAGUGAGUACAAAUUGUUUACCAUAUUGCAGACGUGGCUGCUGCAUAGGCGCGAGCUAAUCGAGGCCACGCCCACCAUGAGCGCCGAGAGGAAGAUCAGCAGCUUUAUGGAAAUUAUCGAGCAGACUGUCAUGCACAUACGGUUCGGCAUGAUGACGCCGCGUGAGCUGGCCCAUCUAUUGUUUGUCCCACUGGUUGAGUACCACAAGGAGUUUCUCGUGGAGCGCACGGCCAUUGGCUUGAGCUAUCAGUCCGGGCAGGAAGAUCGCGUCCGUGAGGUUCGCAGCUCCGAAUGUGGGGAACUGCAAUUCACACCAAGACUCUACUGGAACGACACGUGGAGCGUUGGCAUCGAUGUGCCCAACUUUACACAGAUUGAGGACUAUAAAAACUAUGUAACCUGCUUCUUUUCGCAACGUCAUAUCGCCGAGACUGAAGACGAUCCUUGCAUGACUUGGGAAAUUGAAUUCUUUCCGCGCGGAGUAAAGUACAACAAGGCCAAAAUGGUUUGUGGCGAGGAUGUGCCCGGUUGCUCACUGAACACGGUGCGACUGAGAGUCACAUGCAAACAUCAAAAUAUUGAGGAGAAACGUUUCAAGAUUGCCGUGCUCAUCGUUGGCAUACAGAACGAGAUUCCACAUAUACGGACUGUUGUGGAGCGAACGGAAUACUUUUCCGAUCAGUCGAGAGUCAUCAAUUUGGAUAACUUGUUACCGUACGAGGAGCUCGAGCAUACGUCACGCUACUUGAGUCCCCAUCUGACUGGAAAUGAGCGCAAUACGCUCUCCCUGCACGUGGUCAUAACGCCAAUGGACGCACACACCUGUCGCGACGCGCCGCCAUUUCAGUUUUGAGUUGAAAAGCAACCCAAAAAUCCAUAAUCCGAUAAUUCAAUAACCUGAUAAACUGAUAACCUGAUAAUCCCAUAACCAUACAUAGUAUGCAAACUAAUAUACACAUAUAUAGAUGUAUAUGCGUAAUAUGUUUGAAUAUCUUUGUUCAAGAUCAGAUAUCUCGAUGUCACUUUUGCCUGAUCUUGGCGAAUAUACAUGCUUUGAAAUGUAUUCUAUGUGUGUUUGCAUCGUAGCUCUUCGUUAUUUCUUCCAUUUUUUGGUAAAAAUGAGAACAUUUAAAACCAAGCACCAAGUCAAGAAAAACAUAUUGAAUGUUUGCUGCAAUAUGAUAACUACGCUUUCUUUAUUAUAAUAAUUAUGAUUAUUGUUAUUAAUUUUUUUUUUGUAGACCCUGUACUUCAAAAGUACAUUAAUUAAGGUUGUCAAUAGCGCUGUGCAAAAUUGUUUCUUGAAUAACUUUCGAGUUUACCUGAUCGUUAUAAUUUGUACGGACAGAUUUAGAAAAUAGUUUGUACCAAGUUAUUCAAGAAAUUAUUAAGUGUAGGGCUAUAAGAAGAUGAGAAGAGUACUGUCGUAACGAUGACGUUAUGAAAUGUAACACGUGUUGCAAUUUUGCGUUAUUAACAUUAUUUUAUUUUUAACAAAAUUUGCUCUUAUACACAAUGAGUACAGGGUCUCUCAAGUUCGAGCUCGCAGAACUGUAGCCUUUCCUACUAUUGAUUUUUUUUAUAUUUUUUUUUUUACUUGAGUUUAACUUGAGCAAAUAAAAGGCCAUUUACUUGAUGAUGUAUUUGGAAUUGCGUUUUGCAUCAUUGCAUCAUUCAUUAUGUUUACCGGUCGCAUUGCAAUUCCAAUGAUUGACAUUGAGACUAAGAUGGCAAAUAUGACUAUGAAAAGGAAUUUUUCUAAUAAAAGUUGAUUUGUAUAGAAAACAAUGGGAGUCUUUGACUAGGUUUUGGUCAGGUACGAGUAUGUAUAUCGAAAGACUUUGUUUUCAGUUUAUCAGCAAAUGCUUAUGUACUAUUUAAGAUAAGUAACACUUACCUACAUACACGUAUAUGUAAGACUUCUUUCAACUGACGUUGACGUGAAAUUAACCUUUACCAUUAAAAGUAAGAUACACAUGUAUCUGUAUCUAUUUCUGUAUGAGUAUCUUUGUAUUUGUAUAACUGUAUAUAAGAUGUUAUUCUUAAGUCGAAUCAUUCUGUUUAGCUUAAUUUUUUUUACUUAUUCUUGUUUUUUGUAAAUAUUGUCAGCCAGGUCUUAACUAUUUAACUACAUGGCUUUUGUUAUAGCAUACAUAUACCUAAAUCUUCAUAAACCGUAAGCUACUCAUUAAUAGAUAAAUAGAUUGCUGGGUUAAAAGUGCAAAUUACUGUCCAUACAUAAGAAAAGUGUGGCAGAUGCAGAAAGACGAAUUGAGUGAAAUAGAGAGAGAGAGAGAGAGAGAGUAAGAGAAACAGAGACAGCGUGUGGCAUAUACAUAUGUAUGUAUGUUUGUAAAUUUAAAUGCAAAGACGUCAAUAAGUACGCUGAUUAUUCAAACAGAUAAAUAUCAAUUAUCAUAUAAUCGUAUAUCAUAAUCCUGAUUGUUAUUAAAUGCCAGAAGAGGGUUUCUUACAAUCCAUUCUCCCUGGGGAAUAAAAGUAUGUGUACCAACUUUAA